AUGUCAACUUCGCGUUUGAAUUGCCGAAUUCUGUGGUCACCGCACAAAGAUUCUAAUUUAUUUUUAGUUGGAUCAAAUAAUGAUUUAAGGUUAUAUGAAUAUAUUCCAAAGGGACCAGCAAAUUAUAAAUUGAUUUUCGUGAAUCCAGAUAUAGCAUCAAUGAGGUGCAUUGCUUGGUCACCUGACUCUAAUUUUCCAAGUUUAAUUGCAGCAGGAUUUGCCAACGGCAAAACAUAUCUUGUUAAUAUUCACGACGAAUCAACAUUAAGCGAAUCUCAUGUAAAUAAUCAUUUAACGUCAUCAAAACCAUUUAAUGUGCUUUCUCAACAACCACCAUAUGCAGUUUUAAAUUCUAAAAAUUCAAAACCAUGUAACGAGGUAGAAUUUUCUCUGGCUGAUCCCAGAUUAUUAGCAACCGGAUCUGAUAAAGUUAGGAAUGAUUAUUGUUUAUUAAUUUGGGAUGUCGAAAGAGCUGCAAAAUGUGGAGAUAAAAAUUAUGGUAAUACGCCUAAAUUAUCCGCAGAGAUGCCUAGUAGAACCGGUAGCAUUAGUGGUUGGAGUGUUAAAAGCGAUCAUAAUGAUGUUGGAGUUGCCCCCAGUGGAUUUGGUGGGAGGGGAGGUUUGGGAAUUGGCUCCUCUGUAAUGGAUGAUAAUUACACUUAUCCAUUAGAAAUGGCAAGGUCUGGUUAUUCAAUGUAUGAAUCUCCAUUCGUUCCAAGACCUCAACCCGCAACGAGUUAUAAUACACGUACUGAUGAAUCAAAACCUAUUCACACUUUUGGAUUAUCGGAAUUUGUUAAUUCUAUAAAUUGGAUCCGUACAACAAAACAACUGGUUGCUGGAAUGUCGGGAAAAUUUUUGAAGAUUUUUGAUUUGAGAUUAACGGAAAAUCCUGCCAUUACAAUAACAACUAAAGCUGUUUUUGGGGUAAAGACUGAUCCAUUUAAUGAUCAUAGAUUUGCUAGUUUUGAGGAAAUUAGCAGUAAUAUGGGAAAUAUUCUUUUAUGGGAUGACCUGCGAUCGGGUUUACUAGCGUCCUUAUCCAACGAUACAUCUUAUAUAUCGUUAUAUGACAUACAAGAAACUACAUGUAAAUUACAACCUUACUCAACAACUUUAUCAAAUAAUAGUUCACCACUUGAUGAAGUUGAUCCUCUUAAUUGUGGAUUUGGUAAUGAUGGAGGAGUACCGAUAGCGAAAUCUACUACUUCUAUGGGAAGUGGUGCCGGAUUUGUUCCUUCGGCUGGUAUUGUCAUGGGUGCAUCUAAUAAUCCUGCAUUUUAUGAAAAAAUGAAUGGAAAUGGAGUUGGUAGUGGGGGUAUAUCUAUUUCGGGCGGCAAAUCCGAUGAUGAACUUGACAUGCCUAUAUUAUGGAAAUCUAGGAAAACACAGAAAUUAUCGAAAGCUCUCGUAUCUUUUGCUUGGAUACCAACUAUGUCAUCGCCUCAUUCACACCGAUUGUUGGUGAUAAAUAAAGAGUCAACGUUGGAAACAGUCACAUUGGAAGAAUGUACUAAUUUCGGUUGGGAACCACGCGGGAAUAUGUUAAUAUUUGGUCCAAAUUCGGUCAAAACAUACGAUGUUGAUCAAAAAAUUCAUGAUUAUGGCGAUUUUGGAAGAGGGGAUGAUGACAUUCGUGAUAACAUCGGUGAUGAUCUUCAUCGUGGAAUUUCAUAUAGCAAUAAUAAUAAUGAACCGAGUUUACAUCAUCGUAGUAAUAAUGGAUCAGGUUAUGGACAUAAACAUCGCGUUUCUUUAGAUUUGAAGGUUGAUAACGAAUAUGAUAGUGGGAAUAGAACACCUAGACCUAAUGAUCUGAGCAAUUCUUCUAAAGAUGUAAAUGCAUUAAAAAAACAAUUAAAAGGAAUCAUGAUGCAUCGAUCUCAUGAUGAUUUGACGGUGGGUGGUGUUCCAGAAAAAGAUGAUGAUAAAGCGCUGUUAAUUUUGCCCUUAAAAACAUUACAAGAAGAUAUUUCUGUUGUCAUGCGUAAGAGGGCCAAACAAGGAUAUUCCAUGAUUUGUCGUGCCAAUGAAGACCUUGUAAGAGACUCUCCAAAAUUGAGAACAUUAUGGAAUUGGAUAGCUCAAGCCGAAAAACUUUCUUUGGAAGGAAAAUCAAAUUUUCAAGGAAUCUAUUCAGUAUGGGCAGUAGCAUCCACAGGUGGCAGUAAAAGAGUGUCACCAAUAUCAACUCCAAAAGCGUCACCACCAAAAUCUUUUUCUGAAAGAUCUGACCAGGAAGGAGUCGAUAUAAAUGAGAUUCCUAUCACGGUAUCAACUUCUAAAUUGUCACAAAGAAAAUUAGCAUUGACCAUAUGUGGAUGGGGUUUUGGAAAGAAAGAAUUAGAAGAAACACUUCAAAGAAUGGAACGAGCGGGUAAUUAUGAGAAAGCUGCUGGAUGGGCAUUAUUUCAUGAUUUACCCAAAAGAGCCAUUGCAUCAUUAAAUAAUAGUAAAGAUGAACGAUUGAAAUUAGUAUCAACAGCGUUAGCUGGUUAUGUUGCAAAUAAUCAAGAAAAUUCACUUUGGCGUGAAAUAUGUAUAAAUCUAAGUACUGAAAUGCGCAAUCCAUAUUUGCGAGCAAUGUUUUCAUUUAUUGCAUGUGGAUAUUGGAUAGAUGUUUUACAAGAGGAAGGGCUUUCUUUACAGGAUCGUAUCGGCAUUGCGUUGAGAUCUUUGGAUGAUGAAGAGCUCAAUUAUUUCUUACAUGAUAUAACUGAAAAAGUAAUUGCAACCGGUGAUAUAGAUGGAAUCAUUUUAACUGGCCUUACUCCAGAAGGCGUAUCAUUAUUUGAGAAUUAUAUAAAUAAUACAUGCGACGUUCAGACAGCAAGUCUGGCAUUGAGCUUUUGUGUCCCAAGAAAAUUCAAAGAUUCAAGAGUGACAAAUUGGGUAGAAAAUUAUCGUAUGCUGUUGGAUCAAUGGCAAAUGUUUCAUAUACGAGCGAGAUUUGAUAUAGCACGUGGUAAACAUAUGAUAUCUUCAACAUCCUCGGCGGCAGAUAUGGUACCACCACAAGUUUACGUAAGAUGUAAUUAUUGUAGUCAAAGUAUUACACAUAGCUUAUUUAUACCCGGUAUGAAAGGCAAAGACGGAGAGAGAUUUACACUACCAGCUUCGUAUUAUGGGGCUGCGGUUGGAAUGAUAUCUAAACAAAAGACGACUUGUUGCCCUGGAUGUCGAAAACCUUUACCUCGAUGUUCUAUAUGUUUAUUGAGCCUUGGGACACCCACCGACAGUAAGAGAGAAGCCAUCACUGCCAAUCAGCAAAAUGGAUUUUCAAAUGAUAAACCAUUUGGAUUUGACCUUUGGUUUACGUGGUGUCAAUCAUGUCAUCAUGGAGGACAUGCAAUACACAUGUUACAAUGGUUUCAAAAACAUAAAAUAUGUCCUGUUAGUGAAUGUACAUGUUUAUGUGAAAAUUGA
Molecule: messenger RNA, 3426 nt
Organism: Funneliformis mosseae
Lineage: Eukaryota; Fungi; Glomeromycota; Glomeromycetes; Glomerales; Glomeraceae
Source: the annotation of a GenBank genome assembly